AUGCUGCCUGAAGAAUCUAUUCAUGAUAUGUACUCUCGCUUCACUAUUUUGAUCAACAAAAUGAAGGGCUUAGGGCGCACUUUUCCUGUUAAGGAUCUUAAUCGAAAAAUCCUUAGGUCUCUACCUAAGGAAUGGCUGCCAAAGCGCACUGCCAUUGAGGAAGCAAGAAAUCUUUCCACUCUCCCUAUUAAUGAAUUAAUAGGCUCCUUGCUAAGUCAUGAAAAUGUCAUAAAACAGGUGAACUUAGAGGACGAUAAGCGUAAGAAGAGCCUUGCUUUCAAAUCUAGAGUUGUUAUGUAUGGAUCCGAAAGUGAAUCAGAUUCUGAGUUUGAUAAAGAAUUUGCUCUUGUUAGCAAACGCUUUCAUCGUAUGAUGAAGUAUAAGAAUGAUCAUAAAACUAGAGCUGAGGAUUCAAGGCAUCCUACUUUUGGUCGUUCUAAUCAUGUUUCUCAAGAAAGGCUGCUUCCCCGGCAGACCAGAUAUGUUGAUACAGGUUAUCCUGAGAAAGAAUCCCAAGCAUGCUACAAAUGUGGAAAGCACGGUCACAUCAGAGCCCAGUGUCCGUUAACUCUCAAAUCUAAAGAGAAAGCAAUGAAGGCAUCUUGGAGCGACUAUGAUUAUGAGUCCGAGACAGAACCAAUUGAUGAUCAAGCAUUCAUGGCAUCUACCUCCAAGAAUGGUAAAGCUCAGGUAUCAUCUUCCAAACCUAACAAAACUGUGGAUAGUGAUCACAUUUGGUUCCUCGACAGUGGGUGUUCACACCACAUGUCAGGCAAACGCUCUCUUUUCUCAGAUUUAACUCCUAAAAAUGGGGGCAAUGUGAUAUUCAGAGAUAAUGGUGUGGGUAAGAUCAUUGGAUCUGGUACCAUAGGAACUUAUCCUUCACCUACUAUUCACAAUGUUCUUUUGGUCGAUGGAUUACAUCACAACCUACUGUCUAUUAGUCAACUAUGCGAGAGUGGUAAUCGAGUUUCGUUUGAAUCCACACAUUGCAUAGUUGAACGCAUCCAGGAUAAACAGGUUGUGUUUGUAGGUAAUCGAAUAAACAAUAUGUAUACUAUUGACUUGCAUAACCUAGAUGCUUUCCAUGAACUCUGUUUAACAGCUUCUUCUCAGCAAGAAAUCCCACUUGCAUAG
Molecule: messenger RNA, 1137 nt
Organism: Linum tenue
Lineage: Eukaryota; Viridiplantae; Streptophyta; Magnoliopsida; Malpighiales; Linaceae
Source: the annotation of a GenBank genome assembly